AUGCAAGCACCGUCCCUCCAGCUCCUUCGAGCUCUCCGAACAUCCGUCUCCGCCAGCACACCCAAAGCUACAAUCCCUCUUUGCGCAUACCUGGCUCGUGUCCAACCUCACACGACCUCGCCAUUCGCACCCGCUCGUCGAAAUUAUAGUAACUCCAAUGACUCUUCGCACAUCCGGCCAACCCGCAUGGUUUCGCGCUCCCACCCGUCGAAACCACGCAGCCACGACCGCGGCCCGGAGUCGCAGGAGGAUACACAGACCGACUUCGCCGCGCUGAAUGUCCUAGGGAAUAUCCCUAGCCCAACCACUGCGGUUGAUGCCUGUCUAGAUACUGGGUUCCAUCUGGACAAUGGGGUGAAGAUUACAGGUGGUGACGGGGUGUUGUUGGUUGCUGGAGAGGCAUUUACGUGGAGACCUUGGUUGGGGAAGAAGGAUGGGCAAAAGAAUGACAUGGUUAAUGCGAAGGGCCAGUUUGAGGUUGACGAGCAGGCUUGGGGUCUUUUGGACCUGGUGUGGCCUCGUCCUGAUCUACUAAUUCUCGGAAUGGGAGGAUCGAUUCUACCUCUCUCGCCGGAGACGAGGAAGCAUAUUAACUCGCUGGGGAUCCGGGUUGAGGUGGUGGAUACGAGAAACGCUGCUGCGCAGUUUAAUCUGCUUGCGACCGAGCGGGGCGUUUCUGAGAUUGCGGCGGCGAUGAUUCCGAUCGGGUGGAAGGGGUGGUAA
Messenger RNA from Aspergillus puulaauensis, 723 nucleotides. RefSeq names its product Mth938-like domain-containing protein. Gene Ontology annotation, cellular component: mitochondrial inner membrane. The transcript is spliced from 2 exons. The coding region runs from base 1 to 723 and encodes 240 amino acids. Lineage: Eukaryota; Fungi; Ascomycota; Eurotiomycetes; Eurotiales; Aspergillaceae. The record is from RefSeq and is a predicted model, not a curated record. Gene Ontology annotation, biological process: mitochondrial respiratory chain complex I assembly.